UUUUUAUCGUACAAUUUAUGAACUUAAUUUUGUGUAAAGGACUACGUCAUUCAGCCGAUUGAGAAACGCUGCAAAACACGGGAAUUCGGCGGAUUAUGUAACGCACAGCACCGCGGGCGGUUGGCAUUUCCGCGAACAGCACACUGUGGCGCAUGCCAUACACGCCCUGUACCACGCAAUACUAAUGAUCUGGCACUUUCUGAUUGCUGCUCAUUGGCUCAAUCAACACUAGUCACAGUAGUGAAAAAUCCGCAAACAUUUCUUCCACGAGCUCUCCGUUUCCACGUUGUUUUCUCCUUUUCUCCGGAUUCCUUUUCAUUUCUCCAACGGUAGUUUUUAUUGGCAGUAUCUCUCCAACGUUUUCCACCGGAAAUCGUCGCAUAUAACUCGGAAUUUUGAAGUUAGGAGUUGGUUGAAGCAACCUGCGUGCGACGAGCUGCAUCGUCGAUCUUCCGCGUUUUCCUUCCCUACUUGUGUUAAGCAUGUCCUCGGCGGAUCAGCGUGAGGACGAUCAGCGCGCUCCGCCCGCGGACGACGCCGCCAUGUCCGCGGACGGCGCCGCGCCCGGGACGGCCAGUGAGCAGUGGAAACUGAAGAUCAAAACCCCUAGUCUGGAGAAAGAAGUCGAGGUGGAUCCCAACAGCACCGUGAAGACGGUGCGGGAGGCGGUGAGUGCGGUGUUCGAGCAGCCGUUCGAGCGGCUGUGUCUGGUGUACGGCGGGAAGAUCAUGAAGGACGAGGACACACUGCAGUCCUACGGCGUCCGCAACCACCAUUCCAUCCAUCUGGUCGUCCGCGUCCCGCAGCGCCCCGCCGCCCCCGCGACGGCCACCCACCCCGUCACGCCCACCUCCGGGACACCCACCGGCCAGCCGGCCAACACGCCUCCAGGCGCUCGACCGACCAAUCCGUCGGCCAACCCCCUGGGGGGUCUGCCCGGUAUGGCGGGGAUGUCGGGGAUGAACAUGGAGCAGUUGCUGGAUAAUCCGCUGAUCCAGAACAUGUUCAGCAAUCCCGACAUGAUCCGCAACGUGGUCAGCAGUAAUCCGCAGAUCCAGAACCUGGUGGAGCGCCAUCCGGAGCUGGGCCACGCCCUGAACAACCCCGACGUCAUCCGGCAGGCCAUGCAGGUCAUGCGCAAUCCCGCCAUGAUGCAGGAGAUGAUGCGCAACUACGACCGGGCGCUGUCCAAUCUGGAGAGCCUCCCGGGCGGGUUCAACGCGCUGCAGCGCUUCUACAAUGAUUACCAGGAGCCCAUGUACAACGCCAUGAACAACCAGAACCCCUUCGCCACGCUGCGCAACGAGCCCCCCAACACGGAAGCCCCGCGCGCCGAGAACACGGAGCCCCUGCCCAACCCCUGGGGCGGCGGGGGUGCCGGCGCGGCCCCCACCCCCGCCGCGGGCGGCGCCCCGCGCGCCCCCAACCCCUUCGCCGCGCUGGCGGGGGCCGGCGCCCCGGGGGGCAUGCAGGCCAUGAUGAACCAGCUGAGCGCCAAUCCGCAGUUGAUGGAGCGCGCGUUACAGAACAUGAACAACCCCGAAUACGUCCGCCUGGUCAGCGACCCCCGCGGGAUGACGGCGCUGCGCGAUCUAAACCAAUCCUACCGCACCCUCCACGAACUGGCGCCCACGCUGUUCCCCUUCAACCUGCCGUUUACCAUCCCCGGGCAACCCCCCGGGGCGGGCGCGGGGGGCGUGGGCCAAGGGUUAAACCUCCCGCCCGCGGCGGGCGGCGGCAACGCGAUGCUGGAGCAGAUGUUCCAGUCGAUGCUGCGAGCGCCCCCCGCCGGGGGUGGGGCGGCGGCGGGGGCGGCGCCUGUCCUCCCGCCCGAGGAGCGGUUCCGCAAUGAAUUGGUGACGUUGGAAUCGAUGGGGUUCACGGAUCGCGCCGCGAAUAUCCGCGCGCUGGAGGCGACGUUCGGCGAUGUGACGGCCGCCGUGGAGCGGCUGCUGCAGGGCGGGGCGUUCCCGCAAUAAAGGCUGAAGUGUCCGCGUGAUUUUUCGGAAUUUUUGCGGAAUAUUUGCAGAUUUUUUCGGAAUAUUUGCGGAUUUUUUUCGUGUUGCGGCGGUUUAAUUCCCAAGGUGCGGCGUGGAUGCGGAUUAUUUAUAGUUUGGCGCGCUUACUGACAUGUUUUUUUGAUUUUUGUGGCGAAUGGUUUGUGGAUGUUUUUUCUUUACUCACUCUUUCUUUUUUUUGCUGUUAAUGCGCACUGCACCUUUAAAUUACGAGUAUAAAAAUUGGAAAAAAAUCGUACGAAGUUAAAUUGAAUAAAAUCAAAAUAAACCCCGAAAAA
Paramacrobiotus metropolitanus is the source of this 2296-nucleotide messenger RNA. Its product is annotated as ubiquilin-1-like. Gene Ontology annotation, biological process: ubiquitin-dependent protein catabolic process. Gene Ontology annotation, molecular function: polyubiquitin modification-dependent protein binding. NCBI's taxonomy places the organism in Eukaryota, Metazoa, Tardigrada, Eutardigrada, Parachela, Macrobiotidae. The record is from RefSeq and is a predicted model, not a curated record. Gene Ontology annotation, cellular component: cytosol. The coding region runs from base 483 to 1979 and encodes 498 amino acids. The transcript is spliced from 5 exons.